AUGUCUGCCCAGGACUUCUUGCGGCGGGUUGAUGCCCGGCGAUUCAGUACCGGUGUGAUCUUGCUAAUCCUGCUUGCCUUCUACUCGCCCCUUUCCAAGCUGGUUUUGUCUCCGAUAUAUGGAUCUUUCCCCGCGCAUAUCUUCCAUAGUUUUGGAGUCGCCAUCUCCGGCGGACUCGGAUGGCUACUGAAAGAUAAGAUCCUCAAGCGCAUGGGCCGUCUCGGAGGUUUCAUGCUCCCUGUGUUGGCAUUCUGGGUUCCGACUCUCCAAUAUUUCAUCAAGCAGCAAAGCUCAAAGAUUGGCAAUCCCACAGGCCCAGUCGUCACGGAACUUUGCGGCUACUAUCCUCUGGUCCUGUUGACAGUCGCUUAUGCCGGAAAGCAAAUCCAGACUGCUUUGAGACUUGAGGCGCAGGGCGACGUGAUUGUUGAGCAUGUCCCCUUGAUAGGUUCAUAUGUCUUCUAUUCGGCCGGUGAACAUAUUGCCAAAUUUGUUCUUUCAUGGAUCGUUGGGUCGUCCGUGUUUUUCACCAGAGUCGGCAUGCAAAUGCUCCUCGCGGCUGCUUACGCUGCGCUCAUCCCGUCUAAAUGGCUAGUCCUGGCUAUUCCCUCUAUAAUCUUCUCCGUGACCUCAAACGUCCAUUUCGCUGGAAUGAGCGGUGUCAAUUCUGCAAUUGAACAUGAAGGAUAUUCUCUCUUGGCACGACAGGAAGCUUACACAGGAUACAUUUCUGUUUUGGAAAACAAUAAUGACGGAUUCCGGGUUAUGCGUUGCGAUCACAGUCUGCUCGGUGGACAGUGGAUCAAGCAGACACCAGGCUACCGACCUGAGGUGGAAGAUCCUAUCUACGCCGUCUUUGCCAUGCUCGAAGCCGUCCGUCUAGUUGAGCCGGAUCAUGGCGUUCCCCGUGUUGACGCAGACAGCAAAGCGCUGGUCAUUGGUCUUGGAAUUGGCACGACACCCUCUGCACUCAUUAAACAUGGUGUUGAAACCACCAUCGUUGAAAUCGACCCUGUGGUGCACAAGUUCGCUACUCAGUACUUCAACCUUCCGCCAAACCACACCCCCAUCAUUCAAGAUGCCGUAAAAUACGUCAAGAAGGCCGCAUCCUCCCCAAAUACACCCCAGUAUGACUACAUCGUCCAUGACGUAUUCACUGGAGGUGCCGAGCCCGCCGAACUCUUCACAUAUGAGUUCCUGUCUGGCCUUCACUCGCUCCUCAAGGAAGACGGUGCCAUUGCCAUCAACUACGCCGGUGACUUGACCCUCUACCCAACCGGUCUUGUCGUCCGCACCAUCAGGGCGGUCUUCCCAUCUUGCCGCAUCUUCCGCGAAGCACCCGGCGGAGAUGAGGAAGAUACUAACUUCACCAACAUGGUUCUGUUCUGCAAGAAGAGCUCCAACACACCGAUUCAAUUCCGUGACCCUGUCCCGGCAGACUUCCUGCGCAGCAAGUCUCGUGAAAACUACCUUGUUCCCGAGCAUGAAAUUGACGCUGGCAUAUUUGCCCAUUGGCCUAAGGCUGGCAGGAAACUUUUGUGGGCGAAGGAGGUCGGAAGAUUGCAUAAGUACCAGGAUCGCAGUGCGCUCAAGCACUGGGCUAUUAUGCGUAAGGUCUUGCCUGAUGCCGUGUGGGAGAACUGGUGA
Messenger RNA from Penicillium griseofulvum, 1647 nucleotides. Its product is annotated as spermidine synthase. The record is from RefSeq and is a predicted model, not a curated record. Bases 1 to 1647 code for a protein of 548 amino acids. The transcript has 3 exons. Lineage: Eukaryota; Fungi; Ascomycota; Eurotiomycetes; Eurotiales; Aspergillaceae.